Messenger RNA from Tympanuchus pallidicinctus (lesser prairie-chicken), 1896 nucleotides. Its product is annotated as olfactory receptor 10A7-like. Bases 698 to 1648 code for a protein of 316 amino acids. NCBI's taxonomy places the organism in Eukaryota, Metazoa, Chordata, Aves, Galliformes, Phasianidae. Gene Ontology annotation, molecular function: olfactory receptor activity; G protein-coupled receptor activity. The transcript has a single exon. Gene Ontology annotation, biological process: G protein-coupled receptor signaling pathway. Gene Ontology annotation, cellular component: membrane. The record is from RefSeq and is a predicted model, not a curated record.
AUGAAUUAAGGCCUCUGCUUUUUCAGCUGUAUCCAAUAUAACUAAAUUUAAUAAACAUUGACAAAUUUCUUCUUCAGAGUGAGAUCAGACUUUGGCAACUGGAAUGAUAGUAUCAGAUUAAAUCCAUUUAUCGUGCUUAGGAGAAAGAACGCCUGGUAUUCCAUGGAAAAUAAAUCCUGUGCUAAUGUCACAGAUGAUCCAAGCGAUGGCAGAACAGCAUCUGCAUUUAAAAUAAGAUUUUAAAUCUGCAAUGCGAGCUGUCUAUCUGAGCUGUCAGUCCAACAUUGUCCCUAGAGAAGAAAACAAGCUGUAUUUUUCUGGUGAAAUUCACGUCAUCUGUCUUGAAGGCACUGGAUGGCAGAACUGCUGAAGGUAGGACACUUCCUUCAAAAUGCUUGCUGCUGUGAUAAUGAAGCAAAUCUGAGGAAGAACUAAGACCAAAAUGUGUUGCUUCUGACAUCCGCAAAACAAGCUGCACAGGAGGCGGAAGCUGUUCCGUAGAGUCCUCUUAGCUGGGAAAAACGAGAUUGUGGCAGAGAGCAAGCAGGCAUUGUUGAAGCAGAGAAGUGCCCACUGCUCCCCAGAUAGCAAAAGGCUUUUGUUUUUUUGCACUGUCGGUGUUUUGGUUGCCAGCUGGGCUGAAGCACUCUGAUUUCAGUGUACCGACUGGCCCUCUGGUUCAUUCGAUUCCUCCCAGAUGAAGCCAAAUGAAGAACGAGAACUAGAAAACCACACGCUUGUGACGGAAUUUGUCCUCUCUGGAUUGUCCAGCCACCCAGAACUGCAGAACUUGCUGUUCUUCACAUUCUGCUUGAUUUACACCUUCACCAUCACUGGAAACCUCCUCAUCUUCCUGGUCACAUUGCAUCCCAACCUCCAUAUGCCCAUGUACUUCUUCCUCCGGGUCCUGUCCUUCCUGGAUAUUUCCACAGCAUCCAUAGUUGUCCCCAGGAUGCUGGUAAGCUUCCAGGCAGAGGACAGAAAAAUUUCCUAUGUAGGCUGCGCCUCACAGCUCUACUUUGUCAUUUUCUUGGGGGCCACCGAAUGCUACCUUUUGGCAGCUAUGGCCUAUGACCGCUACGUGGCCAUAUGCAACCCCCUGAGGUACGCCAUCAUCAUGAGCAGAAGAGCUAGCCUUUCCCUAGUCCUGCUGUCAUAUUGCAGUGGUAAUGUAGUGUCCGUGGUGCAGACAACAUGGAUGUUCACACUGCCAUUUUGUGGGCCCAACAAGAUUAACUACUUCUUCUGUGAUAUCCCUCCACUCAUCAUGCUCUCCUGCACGGACACCUCCUUGUACGAGAAGCAGAUUGUUACAGCCACCGUGCUGGUCAUCUUCACACCGUUUUGUCUCAUCCUGGUAUCCUAUGCCUGCAUCGUCUCCACCAUCCUCAAGAUUUCCUCUACAGAGGGCAGACGCAAGACCUUCUCCACCUGUUCUUCCCAUCUCAUUGUUGUGACGCUUUAUUAUGGCAGUGGGACCUUGAUUUACUUACGGCCCAAGUCCAGUAAUUCACAGGACACUAAGAAAGUCUUGUCUCUCAUAUAUACUGCUAUAAUCCCCAUGCUAAAUCCCCUGAUUUACAGCCUGAGGAAUAAGGAAGUGAAAGCAGUGAUAAUCAAAAUUUUAGCUGACCUGAGGAAGGUAUAAACACGCACUGCUGAAAGGAAGCUUUCUCCUCCUCUGUAUGUUUGUUUUGGUUUUGGUUAUUUUUCUUUCAUAUUUCACUCUUUUUAAAUGCCCUGAUAGCUUGAAAUUCUGGAAAAAUGGAUGUGUUUCAAAGUGUGCUUUGCAUCUUUGUGUGUCUUUUGUUCACUAUGAGUGUAUAUUGAUUACUAAUUACUAAUUCAGUAUUCAUGAUUUAUGAUCAGAUGUUGGUGAUUGAAGUUUUUCUUUUU